UUUUAUUUACGGAUGUGGUUUUCCUCAGGAUGACGAGUAGUGUUUCUUCUCGUCUUUUGGGGGCAGUAGUGUGUACACUUACCACAGAAGAAGAGGAUGGUCGAAUGAUGGCGGUUGAUUUGACUCCUCGGUUUCGAAGGUUGAACAGCCAGACAAGAAGUUUCAGAGAAAAUACACCACAUGAUUUCUCAAGGCCUUUCGGGGCCACACAGCUCUGGCAAAACAUCAUCCAUGCCCUGCGGACUCAGGUGGAGGUGCGUCGCUACAGGAAACACCUCCGUGUUCACCCCGAAUGCUUCACUGGCUCGGACGCCGUGGAUGCAGUUCUCAGCUACUUAAUGCAGAAUGUUGUGUUCUGCACGAGCGAGGUUUCUCGCCUGAAAGCCGCCCGGCUCUGCCAGGCUCUGAUGGAGGCCAAGGUGUUUGAGCCGGUAGGCACGAAGCUGUUUCGCAGAGACAAGGAGGCAACCUUUGAGGACAGCAAUGGCAGCCUUUACCGUUUUGUGGAACAGAAGACAAUAAAUGGUAUGGCCAUGAAGGCGGAGGGCAGUGAUGCAGAAAACAUGUUGCUAGAUGAACCUGAAACAAAAAGGAAAAAGAUCUCAAGGCUUAAUGAAAUGAGGACGAUCUCCAACCCUCUGGCCGUCGAGCCUUCAGACAGGAGGGUUGAACGGCUUUUCAGAACCAUCAACCUGCAAACGUCCUUUUCUCCGGUUAUGAACACAGCACCUACAGCUUCCAGCUUCCUGUCUAAAGCUGUGGUGGAUGAGGUUUGGAAGCAGCAGACCCUGCUGCAGCUGCUGCUGAUCAUAGAGCUGCCGGUGUUGGACUGUAUUCUCACUUCUCCUGAAAGGGUUCGACCUAGAGCCUGCAGGGCUCCACUGGCCAAUUACGACCUGGUUAUCUCUAACACUUACCUGGAAAGAAACCUACAUGACACGCUCAGCCUGCUUGAGCUGGAUUCAUGGUUGUCAGCAGCAGCAGACUGCCUGGAGCUGUUUCCAGACCAGCUGAUUAUGGUCACAGGGGAACAUCUCAGCCAGCAAAAUGGUAACAAUGCAGAGCGGAUUGCCAACCAGAAGAGACUGCUCUUUGACACUAUUUCCAAGUACUACAACGGACAGGAAAAAGCGGCGUUGAUAUCAGGACGCUACCUGGAUAUACAUGUUGCCAUUCUGAAUUUACUGGAUGAUGGGAAGACGCAGGACGCCAUCAGAGCGUCUCAGCUGUGUUUGCGGCUGCUGGAGACGAGUGUGAGGGAUGAACUGAGAAGACUGCUGGCUUUCAUGGCUGUAGCAGCUCAGUCGGGUGCCUGUCGCAUCCAGAAGCAGGCCGAUAACAGGACUUUGGUCUGUCGCACUUUUCAGAGAGCUCUUGUUCAGAACCAUGAACUCACUCGACCCCAGAGUGAAACCCUGGUACUGUUUCUCAUGGACCAUCAUGCUGAACUCUUUAAGACUCCUGCAACACUUAUUGAAGCGGUAAGAAGAACUUUAUGGACUUUGCAGCAGGGAAAGGACCCAGACUCAGUUGCUACCUUCACUUUCUGCCAGCGGGUAACCCCGCAGGAGUACGAAGACCAACGUGAGGCCACCACUUUGGAAAGCCUCAGACAACUCCUCCGGGACAUUUCAACGAGCAAGAGCAUCGCUGCCAAGGAGAGGAGGAAGCUGCUCAAGGAGUUUGAAAAACAUCACCCAGUGGUCUUCCUCCAGCAUUUUUCUAGGUCCUUCUAAAACAAGUACUGGUGUGAGGUCCAAUAGCAAUAACAGGAAUGCAAACAUCUAAUGUCUGGUUUAAAUAAAUUGAAAUAUUUUGAGCUAAACAUUGUAGAUAGUUGUCUCUUCAUCAAAUAAUGUUGAAGCAAAAAAGAAGUUUAAUAUGAUUAUUUUAAAUUUAGUUUAUUAUAGUUGACGCUUUGUUUUUGAGCCAUGUUUUAGGAAAGCAGCUCAUGAUGCUGAAACGGACACGGGAAGAAGUUUUUCUUAUUAGAAGCUGGAUUUGGGCACACCCGUGUUUGGCUUUAAAUGGAGGUUCUUAAUGUGCCCUUCCUUACUGUGCACUUUUAUAAAGCAUUUAUAUGUGGAUAUAUAAGUGGAGGAAAAAAACACAUCUGUAGCUGAUCUUGUGUUAUUUCAUCAAACGGUGGUAGAAAAGGACUGAAGAAUAAUGUCACUGAAGUUUGUGGUAUGAAUCACAUUUUUUAAGAGUUUUACAUUAGAUUUCAAUGAAAUGAAAGGGUAGAAUAAUGUGUUAGGAUGAUUGUAGCUCAGGGUAACAUUUAAAGUUUUAAUUCUAGGUGUUUUUGAGGACAUUUAGUGCGACUAACUCAAAUGUUUAUAAUUUAAACUUCACUAAACACUACUUGAAUUGAUCAAAAAGAAUGUGUUUUGACUUGGUAUAAUUUUAGACUACUAAUUAAAAAUUUGGUGAAAUGUGACAAUUCCGUUGAAUUUUUGUUUUAUUUUUAUAAAAUUAUGUUGAUAGAACCAUUGUUUACUCCUGGUUCUCAUUUCUUGUCAUUUGUCAACACUAAAAUCAGGACAGAAUGCACUUUAAGAUGUUGAAACAUGUACCAGUACAUGCAAUAAAAGCUGUUUUGUCAAAUAGGA
Girardinichthys multiradiatus is the source of this 2612-nucleotide messenger RNA. It is a transcript of the gene depdc4, whose product is annotated as DEP domain containing 4. NCBI's taxonomy places the organism in Eukaryota, Metazoa, Chordata, Actinopteri, Cyprinodontiformes, Goodeidae. Bases 30 to 1736 code for a protein of 568 amino acids. The record is from RefSeq and is a predicted model, not a curated record. Gene Ontology annotation, biological process: intracellular signal transduction. The transcript is spliced from 9 exons.